This is a messenger RNA of Prunus dulcis (almond), 1456 nucleotides long. RefSeq names its product nepetalactol-related short-chain-dehydrogenase/reductase 1-like. The transcript has a single exon. Gene Ontology annotation, molecular function: oxidoreductase activity. The record is from RefSeq and is a predicted model, not a curated record. The coding region runs from base 324 to 1136 and encodes 270 amino acids. Lineage: Eukaryota; Viridiplantae; Streptophyta; Magnoliopsida; Rosales; Rosaceae.
GAGCAGUGGUGAGGCUUGAGGAAUGGCUGGCAGCAGCAGCCCAACCUCUCUUGAUGACGUGGCCAAGUUAAAGCCACACAAACGAGUAGAGGUGGUUUUGGAGGUCUUCAAAUAUUUUGGUCGUCGUAGUAAGAAACUAUAUUUUAUGUUGCCAAGCAGCCACUUAAAAAUACUGCAAGUCAGUCAAAUAGCUUGUAUCUGAAAUCAUUAUCUCCUUCAUUGUUGAACUUUCAAAUUAAUUAUAAAAUUGAUGCUCUAAUUAAGCUAAGGAGCGUCUCUUAAUUUGCAGCAAAUUAAUCGUAAUCCAUAUACAAUUGAAGAAAAUGGCGGAUCCGAAAGAAAUUACCAACAAAAAGCUUCAAGGCAAGGUCGCGAUCGUCACCGGAGGCGCCAGCGGCAUCGGGGAAGCCACCGCGCGCAAAUUUGCCUUGCACGGGGUGCGCGCCGUCGUGAUCGCGGACGUCCAGGACGAGAAAGGCCAAAACGUCGCCGCAUCGAUCGGUUCCGACCGCUCCAUCUACAUCCAUUGCGACGUGACCGACGAGGACCAGGUCAAGAGCUUGAUCGAAUCGACGGUCAGGAUUUACGGCCGCCUCGACAUCAUGUUCAGCAACGCUGGCAUCGGCUCCGCCGGCGAGCAGACCGUUUUGGAGCUGGACCUGGCCAUGUACGACAGGGUCAUGGCGGUCAACGCCCGCGGAAUGGCGGCGAGUGUGAAGCACGCGGCGAGGGCGAUGGUGGAGGGGCGCGUGAGGGGGAGCAUCGUGUGCACGGCGAGCGUGACGGCGAGCGUGGGGUCGGCGAAGUUCGCGGACUACACAAUGUCGAAGCACGCCGUUUUGGGGCUGAUGAGGUCGGCGAGUGUGCAGUUGAGCGCGUACGGGAUACGCGUCAACUGCGUGUCCCCAGGGAGUGUGACGACGCCGCUGCUGCGGUCGAGUUUUAAGGCGGGUGCGGUGGCGGAGGAGGAGGAUGUGGGGAGGUUGGUGGAGUCAAGUUUGAGGUUGAAAGUAGGGAAGACGAUCUCUGUGGAGAAUAUAGCUGACAGCGUCGUCUUUUUGGCUUCUGACGACUCUGAAUUUGUCACCGGCCAUAAUUUGGUUGUGGAUGGUGGGUUUAUCAGUAGGAUAACCUGAAGAUUACAGAUAGUUUUUUUAUUUCUUUCUCAAGUGACAAAUGAAAGAUCCCAAGGGAUAUAACAUUGAAACUACUCAAGAUCCGAAAGUUGCAGAUUCCUCAUGGCGGAAUUAUGAUGGUUUUGUUUUGGUUUGUCUUUCUUUUUAUGGAGUGAUGGUAUGAUUAUUCUGCUUGUUUUGUUGAAGCCUAAAAAAGGGAAGAGGGAUAGUUAUAUAUUGACAAUUUGUGGCCAAAUUGAUACAUGUUUUGUUUAAUCAACCUUCCUGAACGCUUGAACUUAUGCUUGACUUCCUAUUGCCCAUCUUUGGGGCUUACACCA